This is a messenger RNA of Vitrella brassicaformis, 502 nucleotides long. Lineage: Eukaryota; Vitrellaceae. The record is from the annotation of a GenBank genome assembly.
AUGGUUGUCGAUCCAAUAGUGCGGUUCCUUCACAAGGUACAUUCUUACCAGACAUAGGAAAGCCACCGACUCUGGUGUCUCUGUCUCAUUUAGCUUGAAUCGGAGCUGCGCCAAUCUAGGGACAGCAUCAAUCAAUGGGCCAUCGCAGGGCUGCUCUUAGGUAUGACAGGCACACAGUUGCUGUCUGUGGACUGGACGUGUCGCCUUCUGAUCAGUUGUGGCAAGAGAGAUGCGCUACUCCAUUGCACCAGACAGGGACAUCAUGUGGCACAAGAACCGCCAAAAGCACUUCCUUUUUCCAAUACUCCAGCGGCAGAGCAGUAUCCAGGUAUCUGUAGCUGACAUCCGUGCGAAAAUGCGUGAGACAAUGUCAUGCCUGUGUUCCCUUUCACUCCAGGCUGACUGGGUGGCUGCGUACACACAGCUGGAGGUGGCAAGCAUCUACGAGGGCGAUCGUGAUUUUUCUAAGUGUCGCUUAUGGCUUGUCACCGCGAGAAGGUAA